Molecule: messenger RNA, 3493 nt
Organism: Xyrauchen texanus (razorback sucker)
Lineage: Eukaryota; Metazoa; Chordata; Actinopteri; Cypriniformes; Catostomidae
Gene: abi1a
Product: abl-interactor 1a
Exons: 12
Coding region: 151-1713 (520 amino acids)
Cellular component (GO): lamellipodium; intracellular anatomical structure
Molecular function (GO): SH3 domain binding
Source: RefSeq, a predicted model, not a curated record
CCUAGUCCCACAACUACAACUCCCAGCGUUCCUUUCGCGCCGCAUCACUGUAUCCGCUUAUGAAAGCGAGGCCGCAGGAGGAACAGCACUGAGCUCGAGCUCUCGAUCAAAGCCGAGAGAAGAGGAGUAAGGUCUGUGGAGACAUGUAAGAUGGCAGAGCUGCAGAUGUUACUAGAGGAAGAAAUUCCCGCCGGUAAAGGAGCCCUCUUAGAGAGUUACCAGAACCUCACCAGGGUCGCGGACUACUGUGAAAACAAUUAUGUUCAGGCACAGGAUAAGAGGAAAGCCUUGGAGGAGACCAAAGCGUACACCACCCAGUCCCUGGCGAGCGUGGCCUAUCAGAUCAAUGCCUUAGCCAACAAUGUGCUGCAGCUGCUGGAUAUACAGGCCUCACAGCUGCGCAGGAUGGAGUCCUCUAUCAACCACAUAUCUCAGACUGUGGACAUCCAUAAGGAAAAGGUUGCCCGGCGAGAGAUUGGCAUCUUGACUACAAAUAAAAACACAUCAAGGACUCAUAAGAUCAUCGCUCCAGGAAACUUGGAGCGGCCUGUGAGGUACAUCAGGAAACCCGUCGACUUCACAGUACUGGAUGAUGUGGGCCAUGGAGUCAAGUGGCUUAAAGCCAAGCAACACGGCAACAAUCCAUCAAUCAGAGGAGGUACUCUUUCUAGGACCAACCCACCAACACAGAAACCCCCCAGCCCACCCCUAUCAGGACGAGGCACUCUUGGGCGUAACAAUCCUUAUAAAACACUUGAGCCGGUGAAACCUCCAACAGUUCCCAACGAUUACAUGACGAGUCCAGCACGCUUGGGCAGCCAACACAGUCCUGGACGCACUGCAUCGCUCAACCAGAGACCGAGAACACACAGUGGCAGUAGUGGGGGUAGCAGCAGUCGAGAGAACAGUGGCAGCAGCAGUAUUGGCAUUCCCAUCGCUGUGCCAACUCCUUCCAUUCCCAACUCAGUCCCAGUCACAUCCAUGUCAUGGGUCCCUCCCUUUGGAGCCCCUGCCCCUCCUCCUCCACCCCCCCUCCCUGGGCAGGGCCCACCAAUGCCAGCUGCUGUUUUAGUGGCUCCAGGGCCGGGUCUUGGGCCCAUCCCCAUGUCGCAGUUCGGCACAAUAUCUCGGCAGAUAUCCCGACACAACUCCGCCACCUCUUCCGCCUCCAUGAUUUCGGCCACGGGUACAUACAGACGAGCGCCGUCUGUCUCAUCCCAGUUCUCCCUGCAGCAGACGCACGUUAACGGGGGAACAAGUGCAAUGUCUAUCGCACCCCCUCCACCACCCAUGCCCCAGCUCACCCCACAGAUCCCACUCACAGGCUUUGUGGCCAGAGUUCAGGAGAACAUUGCAGAGACCCCGACUCCACCGCCUCCACCUCCCCCAGACGACAUGCCCAUGUUUGACGAGGCCCCGCCUCCACCCCCACCACCGCCAGCCGACUACGAAGAUGAAGAGGCAGCUGUAGUGCACUACAGUGAUCCGUACGUGGAUGAAGACCCACAGUGGGCCCCCAAGUCCUACAUUGAGAAAGUGGUGGCCAUCUAUGACUACUCCAAGGAUAAGAAUGAUGAGUUGAGCUUCAUGGAAGGAGCCAUCAUCUACAUCGUCAAAAAGAAUGAUGAUGGAUGGUUCGAGGGAGUUUGCAACGGUGUCACAGGUCUGUUUCCAGGCAACUAUGUGGAGUCAAUCAUGCACUAUGCCGAUUGAAGGGACCAUACUUCAUAAUCGUAUCAAACGAAUACCCAAUCAAUCCAAUUUAGACCACAGUAUGAACCAGUUUAUAAGGAUGGCAGAAUGUUUGUUCCUGACAAAUGGCGAAUCUGUGACAUUCAAAAACAAAUCUUUUAACUUUUAUUUUGUGGUGAUGGGUGGAUGUGGGGGAAAUUGGGGCGGACCAACAAUUCAAAGAUCAGAGGAAGUGAGUGUACAUAAAGGGAAUGGGUGUAGUGAAUGUCAAUCACAGUAUAUUGAGCGGUCAAUACCACAUUUGAACAUGUAAAGUAGAUGAUUGUCUCUGCUUUUAUUAAAUGUCCAAAUAAAAUGUAUUCCUUUAGCUCCCCCCUCAAUGCACAUUUGUUUUUAAACAUUUUGGAUGCAAGAAUAACUCAUUUAUAAUCAAAUUUGUUUUAACGUUUUAUCACCAAAUCAUAAAUGUUUCGAAAUUUUGACGUAAAGCAUGCAUUCCAAAUCAAAAGAUAUGUAUUGUAACAUAAACCUUUAAUUCCAUUCUGCUUCCAUCAUUGUACUAUUUGCAGUAAACUUGAUUUUGUUUUAUUUUUUUUAUAGAGAUAUUUGUAGACUACUUAUUUUUAUGCUGACAUGUUUUGUUUUUCUUUGGGUAAUGAAUGCAAAGCACAGAAUAACAUUUAUUUUAUUUUUUAAAGACUGGACAAAAUCUCACCCUCCAUUUUAAUUAUGAAUUUGGUUUCAGUUGUUAACAUUAGCAUUCAAACUCACAAUGAACAAUUUUUUUUUAAAGAAUUUAUUCAUCUCGGUUAAAGUUGUAAAUGCAUAAUGCAUUUACUAAUGUUAGUCUGUUAAAUGUAUAAAUAUCUAAUAUACAAAUUUCAUUAACCAGGAUUUAUAAACAUUUAAAGGAUUGUUCAUUGUGUCAUGUUGUUAUAUAAUGUUAACAUGAACAAGCUGAUUGUAAAGAGUUACCAUGAUUUAUUAAUUUUUUUCCACAAAGACUACAUUAUUUUCUACAAUGAGCAAUUAUGAAUUAUAUGUAAAUGGCUUAAAUAUUUAGACUGCAAAGUGUCUAAAUCGGGGCUGGACUGGUAAUCUGGCAUACCGGGCAUUUUCCCGGUGAGCCGACGCACUUUGGGGCCGAUCAGGGGUGGACCGGCCGAAUAGGCCGCGAUACGCGAAAAUGUGCCGCCGCAUUAUGCGGAACGGACCACAAAACAGCGCCGUGAUGUUCAGAAAAGGACAGUGAAUAUCCGCCCGCUCAACCUUUGGGCCAGUUGCUAUGUAAAAUCCCGGGCCGAUUUUUCUUCCCAGUCCAGCCCUGGUCUAAAGCUCUCUAAUCUGUACAAAUCACAAUUCAUACAAUGCUCUUGAUUUUUUUUUUUGGGGGGGGGUUGUGCCAUGGUUUGUAACCAGUAACUGCCCUGUUGUAUUUUACAGUAAAGAGACCAAUAUUACAGCUGGAAUAGCUCCUCUGUAUAGAACAACUGAAGGGUGUCGACCACAAUCUGAUUCCUAGAUCUGAACAGGUGUAGUUACCCAACUCAGAUCCUAGCUCACCGUCAGUGAGAAAUGACAGUUUCAGCACUAUGAUUUCAUUAAACUACUUCUGACACUGCCAGUGAUUUCUGAAGUUUAAAGCUGAUGCCUUGAGAUUUUUCUUUUGUCAUACUAAAACUUUUUUGAAGUGUUCAAACUGAAUUCCAUCUGGAUCGAAGCUCACUUUGCCCGGAAUUUGUAUUUAUAAUAUGUUAAUUGAAAUGUAAUUGUACAGUCUUUUAUAAUAAAUCAUUCUAUG